AUGUCCGAAGUUAUCUCUCUAUUGAAAAGCUACACCAACAACGCCGCAGACGGGACUGGCAUAGUCAAGCUCGUGGACAUCACGAAAAAGGCCCUCCAUCUCAAGUCCAAUAGCCAGAUCCCAUCCACGCUUGUUGAUUACGUCAAGGGCCAGCAGCAAGCCCAAUUUGGAUCCUAUCCAGAUCACAAGGAUGUGGCUCCAAGCUCAGUCUUUACGGCAGUGUUCUUCCUGCUGAUGCUAGGACACCUUUAUAUCUUCACCAGGAACUCCACCAGAGGACACUGGUUCCCACUUUCGCUUGCUUUUGCUUUCUACUGUCUUCUACGUCUUCUUGGAUUUGCUUUGAGAAUUGCUUGGGCAAAGGACAUUCUGCGUCUUCACGUGGGAAUUGCCUCGGAGGUGCUUCUCAUUCUUCCUACCGUGUUCCUGGCUUCUUUUAAUUUGGUCCUGGCACAAAGAAUUUUCACUUGGAAGCACCCUGUUGGGGGAAACUGCAAGCCGUUCUGGUAUAUCAUGUUGGCCAUCUACUCGAUCGUUGCUGCCGUCGUGAUCAUGACAAUUGUGGCAGGAACAGUUCCAUACCUAUACCUGCUCAGCCAAAGUCAUUACGACAUGUGCAGAAACGUUGUGAAGGCCACCUCUAUCAUGAUCUGCAUCUACUCUGUUCUUGCCAUUCUUCUUGUUCUUUCCGCUUUCCUGAUUCCAAGUUCAUCCAAGGACAGAUCGUCACUGGUGUUCCAACCGUUCUGGAUCAAGUCGUUCUCGCCAACCUAUUUUGUUGAUAAGCAUGCUGCUCAAGAGGGAAGAAGACUUUUCGUGCUGAGACACGGUCCUGCCGCCACAAGUUCCAAAAGAACGAUCCUUCGUGGUCGCUUCUUCCAUAGCGACACAGAGCUCGGAGAUCUGGAAGAGUUUGAGACUUCUGACUCAAACUUCUCUUCCAGACAUAACAGCUCUAUUUCGCUAAUUGCAUUGACGUCUAUCUGUGUUCUUAUCGGGGCCAUGUUCAGAUGCGUGGGACUAUUCCUGAACCAGACAUACGCCAACCAGAGCUGGAUCUUCAAGCCAGUUGUCAUGUACAUGUUCUGGGGGUACUUGGAGACCGCAGUCAAUGUGCUGUACCUGUACGGUAGAGUUGAUCUGAGAUUCUACAGACCAGACAGAAUUCCAAAGUCCCAGAUUACCAAAGUCAGUUCAAACAUCGAGUCGAGCCUCACGGAGGAUAAGAGAGACCUUGUGUCUGGCCCAAGCUCUGCCCAUGAUGGUCCAGCCACCACAUUCUAA
Messenger RNA from Ogataea philodendri, 1284 nucleotides. RefSeq lists its product as uncharacterized. The coding region runs from base 1 to 1284 and encodes 427 amino acids. The transcript has a single exon. The record is from RefSeq and is a predicted model, not a curated record. NCBI's taxonomy places the organism in Eukaryota, Fungi, Ascomycota, Pichiomycetes, Pichiales, Pichiaceae.